CGGGGGCUGUGGCGGAGCCCUCAGGCCGCUCCGCCGUGGGCCGUCUCCGCGACGGGGUGUGGGGCGCGGAGCCGGUGCCCGCCUCCUCCUCCUCUUCGACGGGAGGGAUUUGAAGAUGUCUAAAAAGAAGAUGAAGAAAUUAACUAGAAAGGAAGACUGUUUGGAUGGCCAGGAUGACAAAAACUCUGAAGACCCAAGAUCUUAUACGCAUACUAUGAAAGGAGAGACAGAAUUUCACAGAGUCAAAAUAGAGAAAGAUGGGCAAGAAAAGAAGCAAGACCAAAGUUCUAAUAUUUCUCACGGCGCUGAUGGAAGAUCUCGAGGAAAAUCUCCAAAUGGAAGCAGAUCCACAGCCAAUUCUUUAAUCCAAACUGAAAAGCAAAAGAGAAUAGUUAUCGAAUUUAAAGCCAAAGAAAUUAAACAUGGAAAAAGUACACGGACUCCUGAUACAGUGAGUACUAGCAAGGAAAGUUAUAACAAAAGUCGUUUCGAUGGAACAGAAGGAAAAAGACUCUGGCAUAGCUUUGCAGUUCAGAGGCACAAGGCGUUGAAGAAGAAGACAGAGAAAGCUGAACUCUGCAAAUUAAAGUUAAAAGCAGAACAAACUAUGUUGGAAAAAUUUAAGUCAUCUGCGUACAAUUCACACGUACCACAUAAAAAGGCAGAUGGAUCAAAAAAAUGGAGUGAAGAUGUCAGAAUUCCAAAAGAGCCAUCUGACACCUCUACCGGGACUGUGCAUGAUGAUAGGCCUUUCGCUAAGAAGCCAAAUACACCAUCUAGGUCUUGGGAAGAAGAGUAUGAAGAAGAACAUAAGAAAUUUUCUAAGAAAAAACGACAUGUGAAUAAACAUACACCAUCACACUAUUCAACUGAAACACCACAACAGUGGGACUCUUGUAAACGGAAAAAACAGUAUGCUGGUCCUGAUGAAGCUACUGAUAGUUCAGGGACUAAAGAAAGAGACUUUGAAGCCACAGCAUCAUGUUUUAAACAGAAUUUUGAGGUCCCGUGCACAUCUGAUUCUUACCGAGAAGGUGAGGACAUAGAGUCUGUCCAAAAGAGAUUUGAAGUCUUUCCACCCGUUCAAAACAGUCAGAACCCAGAAGCAGACCAAGAGAUGCAGAUAGUUGAAGAUUUGCAUGUGGCUCGUGUUGAGAAGAAGAUGGGGCUGUCUGUCAUACAGACUUGUGGAGAACUUACAAGUAUGGAAAUAGAUCUGCCAGAACAGGAUUUAAAUAUUGCUGCUGACACUUUUACUUCUGGUCUGAACAUAUUAGUGGUGAUUGACACAAAUAUAAUGAUUAGUCACCUUGAGUUUGUCAGAUCCCUGAAAUCUGAGGAUAUACCAGGUGUUGGCAGACUUGCAUUAAUAAUUCCCUGGGUUGUUCUACAAGAGUUGGACAACUUGAAGAAGGGGAAAAUGUUGCAGCAUGUUCGGGACAAAGCUAUCCCUGCAGUCCAGUUCAUCUACACGUGUCUCAAAAACCAAGAUUCAAAAUUGUGGGGGCAAUCCAUGCAGCUUGCUUCUCAAAAAAUAUAUGGCCUGAGUGUCGAGAACAAUGACGAUCGUGUUUUACAAUGUUGUCUGCAGUAUCAGAACCUUUUUCCUCAAGCUGUUGUCAUACUCUGCACGGAUGAUAAAAAUUUAUGUAAUAAAGCCAUUGUGAGUGAGAUCAAGGCAUUCUGCAAAGCUGAUUUGGUUACUGCUCUACAGAAUCUGAACGUAAACAGGCACCAGAACUGUGAUGAACUGCAACAGUCAAAGUGUGAUACAGAAUUCAAGAAAACAGAAGGAAGUGAUGCUAGUUUUACUGCGCAAUUCCCAAAUAUACUUCCAGAUCUUGAAAAGAAUUUAGGAGAAGCUUUAUCUUGUAUUUUGGAGACCGAAAUGAAAAUUGCAUUUGGAAACCUAUGGAUGGAGAUACUGUAUCUGAAGCCACCAUGGACAUUAGUAAACUUGCUGAAGUGUUAUAAAAAACACUGGAUGGCUGUGUUUGGUUAUGUUGUGCCAAGGAGUUUACUUUCAACCAUUGAAUGUCUCGAUAAACACCUUUGUACAGGUAAACCGGUUGAUUCCUCAACAGUGCGUAUCUUGCUCCAGGAAUCAAAAAAAUUACUCCAUGCUUUCAGUUCAAGGUCAGAUUAUAAUGGUGUACUUCCCCAGGCUUAUGCUGAAGUGAACAAGCUAUACCAAACAUUUACAGAGGUGAGGUCAGACAGUGAGCAGGAUUUAUCAGAAGACAUCAUGGUUCUUUCAGAAAAUGCUGCAUGUGAAAAAAUGGAAGCAACGACACCAAAUGUGGAAAACACUGAAGAAAAAACAUUACAUCCAAGCUUUCACGUGACUCAAGAAAACAGGCACCAGGAGAUCUGGUCAGUCCUUGAAGGUGUAUGGAAUACAAUAAACUUGUACAGUAUUGAAAUUUUCCAAAAGUUGGACCCCAACACAGCAACUAUGACUGCAAAAUCUUCGUUUGAAGAAGCAUUUUUAGGUCUGCAGAAACUGUUGGCAGCUGUGAAUGAUAUUCGUGAAGGAAUUAGUAGAAUUUUGACCCCAACCAGUAGUUUCCAAGAUAUUUGGACCCUCUAUAACUUCCUCAUAAGCAACGAGAUAAAUAACAGUAUAAAAUUCACUGCUGAGGAGCUUUAUGAGUGUGUUUCACAAGAGAUAUAUCGGGAGCGGUUGGAAGUCGGGUGUUGCCAGCUGGCGCAGCUGGCGCAGGCGCUGGCGCAGGGCCGCGCCUCCCUCCAGGCGGGCGCCAGGAGCCGGGGCUGGCUGUGAGGCCGGCGCUGCUCCCGGGGGGCGGGCGAGGGGGACGCUCGAGGAGCCGAGCUGCUGCCUUCUUCCUCUCGAUGGUGCUGCUUGGGUUGAAGGAAAAAACCAAACAACCCAACCCAACCCAACUAGUUCCACACGCACGUGAAAUGUCAGAAUUUCCGCCGAGGAGAGGAAGCUGAGGGAAUUUCGUGUCUCGGGUGAGACACAACUCCGCCUGCUCGUGGUCGCGUGGGAGAAUCCACGUCAGGCCUUUGUUUUGCUGAUACUUCAGGGGUUUUGCCCUCUUGUCACUUCGGUUGUGACACCCCUGGGCUGGAAGGAAAGCGGCUGAACGCGCAGCCCGAUGCUCCCCCUGCAGACACGAAGGACUGGAAGGCGUAUAGUGAUGAACGGUAUCAGGCUUCAGGGACGCUACGGAAUGGGGAAAGAAGGGGGAGUCUUUGAAAACCAAAACACAACUCCUCCCCCCGGACCUCUUUUCAGGGAAGAGGGAGGUUUUGCCUUUGUUCAAAUAAUUAAUCCUUGUACAGCAGCACCUGCUCGGAAAACUCUGCUGCCUCAGUGGGGGCUGCCCCACCUCUGCUCUCCCCCCUGCCCAGCUCUUGCUGCCCCCCCACCCCACCCCCCGGGGUUGUUUUUCCAAAACUGCUUUAAGCCACUUUGUAAAAGCCACCCUCAGUGCUGCUGUGGCCUUUAAAGCUACCUCUUCCUUGUAUGUAUUUGUACAGAGCCGAGAAGACCGGCGAAGUUCUAGAAGUGUUUAUUUUGAUACUAACUUCCAGAUGUGCAUUUGUAAGAUCUUUAUUGUAAAAAUAUAAUUUAUUGUUACAGUAAA
Molecule: messenger RNA, 3614 nt
Organism: Tyto alba (common barn owl)
Lineage: Eukaryota; Metazoa; Chordata; Aves; Strigiformes; Tytonidae
Gene: SWT1
Product: SWT1 RNA endoribonuclease homolog
Cellular component (GO): nucleus
Source: RefSeq, a predicted model, not a curated record